This is a messenger RNA of Antechinus flavipes (yellow-footed antechinus), 5299 nucleotides long. RefSeq names its product TCDD inducible poly(ADP-ribose) polymerase (gene TIPARP). The coding region runs from base 395 to 2383 and encodes 662 amino acids. Lineage: Eukaryota; Metazoa; Chordata; Mammalia; Dasyuromorphia; Dasyuridae. Gene Ontology annotation, molecular function: metal ion binding; NAD+ poly-ADP-ribosyltransferase activity. The record is from RefSeq and is a predicted model, not a curated record. The transcript has 6 exons.
GGGCGAGCGGAGCGAGCGGAGCUGCUGCUGCUGCUGCUGCUGCUUCCACGCGAGAGCAGCAGGCUCCUGCAUACUCCACCCCGGGCAUGGUGACUCAGGGAAGCCCAGAGCGCGGAGCCUGCGCGUGCUAGAUGCCCAGGCUGCUCCCGGCGCGGCCGUACGUCCUCCCGGUGGCCAGCCCUAGCCAGUCAGCUCCGGCUCCGGACGGCCCGGGGGUGGGGGCUCGCGAGGAUAUUUCUGAGGCUCGCCUCAUCUCUGCGGGGAGCCGCAGCAGCUCGGAUCACGUCCCUGGCGGUGCCGGCCGGCCCCGUCUCUCGGUGCCUGCAGCUGCUGGUGCAGGUCCUCGUCUGAUCUUUGAAUAGGGAAGAAGGUGACUCUCUGUACUUCAUAAAAGAUGGAAGCCGAGACAGAGACAGCCUGCAUUGUGCAGCCUCAUUGUCCUUCGGAUGAGUUUCCUUGCCAGGUGAGACUAUCUGAGAAGAUUUCUCCGGUGAAGACUUGUUUCAAGAAAAAACAAGUUCAGAAGAGACUCAGCACAGGGACCUUGAGAACCUUGAGACCGAUAUUAAACACCUUACUAGAAUCGGGCUCCCUCGAUGGAGUUUUCAUGCCCGUGAACCCGAGUGGCAAUGGCGGUAGCAGCCUGUGCCAGCCAACUGUGAAUAAAACAUUGGGAAUGAAUUCGCCGUGCCCACCAGUGGGCAGCGACGUGAGCCUUCUGCUGCCGGGAGGGGCGGAUGUUGGAGCGCCAAUAGCAGAAGCGGAACCUUCCUCGGAGGAUACGGAGCAGGUGGUCCCCUCCCAAGACCACGGCUUCCCAUCAGAAACUAGCAACGGAACUGUGCCCGAUCCUGCCGUGGGGCCCUUCCAGGAUGCCCUCCUGCACGCGGCCCCCAGCGACGUUCCCGUCAGCCCUGACUGUGCAGAGAAGGCGAUGGAGUGUAUUCCUGGUUUGUUUCAACAGGACAACUACGUCCUCCAAUAUAACUUAAACACCAGCAACAAGUUAAAUACUGGACUCUUCCAGGGUAAGAGCGAGGAGGCUUCCCUCGAUCUGGUUUUUGAACUGCUGAACCAGUUACAAUAUCACACGCACCAGGAGAACGGGAUUGAGAUUUGUAUGGAUUUCUUGCAGGGCUGUUGCGUUUAUGGCAGCGACUGCUUAAAGCAUCACACGGUCUUGCCCUACCACUGGCAAGUCAAGAGGACGGCCAGCCAGACAUGGCAGAGCGUAACCAAUGAUUCUCAGGAGCACUUGGAAAGGCUCUUCUGCAACCCAGACAAUGACAGAGUUCGACUGAAGUACAGGGGCCAUGAAUUCUGGGCAGAUUUGAAUGCAAUGAGUGUGUACGACACAACUGAAUUCGAUCAGAUUCGAAGACUUUCUACACCUUCUUCUUUGACUGUCAGCUCCAACUACCAUACAGUCUGGAAGUAUUUCUGCAGAGAUCACUUUGGCUGGCGAGAAUACCCAGAGUCUGUUAUUCGGCUGAUCGAAGAGACCAGCUUCCGGGGCCUGCGGGAAGUGCGGUUCUCCAUGCUGCAUCACCAGUACGUCCUGAACAUCAAGGACAACUACCAGCAGAGCGUCUUCUCCCGGAGGAUAAUGAAAAAGCGGCCCCUGCUGCGGUCCUGCCUGGUGCUGAUGCCUUAUCUCCAGACCCUCGGUGGUAUGCCCUCAUUGCCCCUUCCUUCAGCUGAAACGGCCUCAUCCCAGCUCUUCUGUCCGUCUGUAGUUACCUCCACCAACUUCUAUCCCGAAACCUGGAUUGCUAUGGAUCCAUCUCAGGACUUCAUCCAAGUGCCUGUUUCCAAGGAGGACAAAAGCUACCGAACCAUUUAUAAUCUCUUUCAUAAGACUGUGCCUGAGAUUAAAUAUAGAAUCUUGAAAAUACUGAGAGUGCAGAACCAGUUUCUUUGGGAAAAAUACAAAAGGAAAAAGGAGUACAUGUCUAAGAAAGCCAAUGACAUUAGCAGAAUCAUGAACGAGCGACAUCUCUUCCACGGGACGUCCCAAGAUGUGGUGGAUGGCAUCUGUAAGCACAACUUUGACCCGCGUGUCUGUGGUAAACAUGCUACCAUGUUCGGACAAGGCAGUUACUUUGCAAGGAAGGCGAGCUACUCCCACAGCUUCUCUAAGAGGUCCCCCAAAGGCGUCCAUUUUAUGUUUCUGGCCAAAGUGCUAACUGGAAGAUACACAGUAGGCAACCAUAACAUGAGAAGACCACCUCCAGUGAAUCCAGAGAGCAUAACCAGUGACCUGUAUGACUCCUGCGUGGAUAAUUACUUUGAGCCUCAGAUUUUUGUCAUUUUUAAUGAUGACCAGAGCUACCCAUAUUUUGUUAUCCAGUAUGAAGAAGUCAGUAACACAGUCACCAUUUGAAAAUCCUUGAUAAUGCUAAAUUAUUUGAAAUAAGCCCUGUCCAGCAUUUGUAGCCAAUUUUGGGGGUGGGAGGGGAAGCAGUCGGGGAAGGGAGUUCUAAAAAGAAGGCAUUGCCCAGAGCUUUGUUGUUUACUAUUUUUCUUUUUUGCCUAUUUCGCUUUUGUUUUUUUUCCUUCUUUUUCAUCUCUUUCCCAUUCUUUCCCUUUCCUUUCGCUGUAAUAUUCCUCUAUAUUUUAUUCUUCCUUUUCCUUUCUUUUUUUUUUUUCUUAUUCUGUCUUUUCCUUUUUUGUUGCCUGUUUUUCCUUCCUUACUCCUCACCCCAGAGCUUUAAAAUGACUGGGAAUUGAGAGCAUUUCUAAGAAACCUCAGAGAUACACAUACCACAAGUCUAAAAUAGAACCAAUUACAGGCUGGUUGAUUAUUUGCUAAUUGUUCUCCAUGUACUCUGGCUGGAAAGUCUGACCGAUUAUAUUGUCCCCUUAUAUUUGUGUUUUGAAAAUGGAACAUUAAUCAUAGCAACUGAAGUACAGAAAUAACGACUCAGAUCAGAGGGAGGUUAAAUAAGGGACAUAAUGAAGUCAAGGCUGCAGAAGAAGAACAUGGACCAUUGGUUUCAGGUCCUGCGUUAGCACAGGUGAGAGGAACAAGCUAGCAGAAAAUUUUUAGAUUGUAAGCUCCUUGAGGGCAAGGAUUGUCAUUGCCUCUUUUGGUAUCCCCAGCACUUAGCACAGUGCCUGGCACAUAGUAGGCGCUUAAUAAAUGUUUAUCGAUUGAUAGAUUGAUUGAUAACCAGGUCCAAUAGAAUUCUGUGGGUUUCUAAGGAAAGUCAUCCAGGGUUCCAUGGAAAACCAGAAUUGUCAGUGCUUUGAGAAAAUGUUGGUCACUAGCCAAAUUCUUCUCUAGUCAGUGACAUACCAGUGUCAGCAUUCUAAGCAGUGCUUAGAAAUCACUGAAAGAAAUCUCCAUCUCCUUCGCCAGCCACAAACAGAAAAAGAAAAUCAGUGGUCCGUUGACUCAGUCAGAGGCAGUACUAGCGUUGUCCACAGAGCAGCCCCGAGUUCCCCCGUUCUCAUCUUGGACGUCCUUUGUGACUCAGGGCCUGAGCCCUCUCCUGCAGAGAUGUCAGCUCUGCUUGGGAAAGAAAGCCCCGCAGUGCUGAGAUUGGGAAUUCCAAUUGUUGGUUUGGGUCCAUUAGGGGAAAGGGGAUGAUUUUGACUCCUAGCUUGAUGUUGCUUUUCUCCAAUGUAAAGGAAGCUCUGAGGCACCCAGGGUGUGACCCCAGCUUUUCACACUACUUAAAUAUAGAAACACAGCCUUGUUGGGGUUCGGCUAAUUAAGGGAACGUGCAGCUGCCACAGAGAGGUGGGGACUGACUGCACAUGUACUCCACCUUAGGCAAAUCUGGUAGAUGAAGAUACCGAUCGAUUAAGAACAGAUCAAAUAGGAUUGGCAAAGGGAUUCACUUUAGGAUUCCUUCCAACACCAGGUCCCCCCCACCCCGUGCAUUAAAAAGCAAUUAAACAGCACCCAGUUUUUCAGGUUAUGUUAAAGCAAAGUUAUAUGUGUACUGAUUUCUCACUGAAUUGACCUGAACGAGCAUUGGACAGGGCUUCUACACAACUGACUUUUCUGCUCCGGCCAAUUCAAGACAUGGUUGCUCACGGCCGUGAAAUGUCUCCAUGUGGCUGAAAACUUGAGAAACACUUGCACUCGCUUUGGCAGAACAGUGAUUCCCAAUGUUCUUUGUAAUUGUAAUAGCUUUUCCUUAUGUGUUUGAUUCUGUGACACUCAUUCAUUCCUCCCCUCCCAUCUCCAGAAAAACGCUUGUAUAUCUUAUUUAUUUUUUUAAUAAAAAGAUAAAAUAAGUUUGUUGUGAAAACAUUUUUCAAGAUUUUCUGUUUCUCCCUAAAAAAAAAUGAUGAUGCUCUUUGUUGUUGCAAGACCAGGGACUUGGGAUCUUGGGCAUACGUGUCAACAAAAUCACCCAAAUGCUGUCAUCUGUUGCUGGCUGUCAAGCCUAAGAUACAUAGUAAUCGACAGAAUAGAAAAUUGUUCAGAAGUAUGAUUUUUUAAAAAAUCAUCCUGUUCUAGAUUUCAAUACUCUUGUGAAACCAUGGGUGAUAAACAUUAAAAAUCCCUCUCUGCUUUCGACUGUGUCAUGAGUGACCAUUGCUGAAAAAUUAUCACUUGGUGGUCAGCUGUGGUGAUAGAGAUCCACCAGCUCUCCAAACUUCUCGAGGUCCUCACGUGAUAGACAAAAUAGACUUAAAGCUUGUGCUUGGUUUAUGUGGCCUUCAGAAAUCUAGUCACCUCCAAAACAUAGUUUAUUAGUGUAGGAAUAGAUAGAAGUUGAUAUGCAUUCAGUCUUAUAAAUGCUUUCUUUUUGGUAAUGAAAAUUCACUCAACAGUAAUUAAAUAUAGGGCAUGAUAAUAGGUGACAGAGGGAGAUAUUGUAAAUAUACCCCCUCACCACCUUUAAGGAGUUUAGAUUUUGCCCUAUUGAAAGAGCUAUCUGAUUAAAUAUGAAUAUCAUUGGGAGUCCUCCUCCCCCCUUUAUGUUUUUAUUUUUAAAACAGCCUAUCGUAUAUAAUGUAAUUUUAGGCAAACUGGAACUCUGACAUUUAAAUACAUCUCUAUUUCAAAGAUUGGAUACUGCAUGCCAUUGAUCCAGUCCCUCUUCUUAUCCUGAGGCACCGAUGACCAUUUUUUAGAUCAUCUUAACUAUGACUAAUGGUUCCGUAAGAAGAAGGUUCCAUGAUCUCUUUUGGAAAAAAUGAGAUGUCUUGAUGUCUUGUAGGCAGAAAACAUUUCCUCGUGUACAUAUUGUAUCUAUUGUACAUAGUAAAACAACAACAAUCUUGUACCUUUUGUUUAUUAAGCUAUUUAUGUUAGUAAACAUUUAUGUUUGAAAAAUCA